AUGCCAGUAUUAAAUAUAGCAAUUCACUGUGUAUUUAACAAUAAAUAAUUUGGCCAAGAAGAGCAUGAGUUUUACUUUAUAUUUGUCAAUCAACUACCUUCAUAUAAUUGUUAAAAGACGAUCUUCAAUUUUUUUCAGUAAAAAAACCGAGAUAUGUUCGUAUCAACACAUUAUUACUGCCACUCGAAAAAGGAAUAUCUCAUUUUCAAGAAGAAGGAUGGUGUCUCAUGCCGAAAUGUUCGAAAUAUACAAAAUAUUUAAACGCAGUAAUGAAUUUAAAACAACCGAACUUCAUUCAAGAUUUUCAUAUUCCGGAAUUACUUGUUUUCCCACCUGGCACAAUUUUUUACCAUCAUGCUAAGUACAAGAAUGGAGAAAUUAUUUUACAAGACAAGGCUAGCUGUCUUCCGUCACAAUUAUUGAAUCCAGCACGAAAAUCCGUGGUACUUGAUUUAUGUGCUGCUCCUGGAAUGAAAACGUCUCAUUUAGCUGCAAUAAUGGAGAAUACAGGGAAAAUUUAUGCAGUGGACGUUGAUAAACGUAGAUACGAAAUGUUAUGUAAAAAGAUUGAGCUAACAGGUGCCUCUUGCGUUGAAACUGUCAAUAAAGACGCGUUAGCUUUGAUGCCAGAUGAAUACCCAAGUGUAGAGUAUAUUUUAGUUGAUCCAUCAUGUUCUGGUUCAGGUAUGUUGGACAGACAGAAAGCGUUUGGCAAAGAGAAAUACGACAGGCAGCGCCUUAAAAGAUUACAAGGUUUCCAAGUUUUCAUUUUACGACAUGCUUUGUUAAAUUUCCCGAACGUGAAAAGAGUCGUUUACAGCACUUGCUCUACUCAUUCAGAAGAAAACGAGCAAGUGGUGGAUGAAAUUCUCGAGAAUGUGCAGAACGCGUAUAAGCUUCUUCCCGCGACAGAGUUGCUAGAUCAUGACUGGCUGAACUUCAGUUCGAAAAUAUACAAUUGCUCAGACAAAUGCCUUUACGCCAAAUCCGACGUGGAUCUGUGCAAUGACUUCUUUAUUGCUGUAUUUGAACGAAAUUUCGAUGUCCCGUUGCCGGAAUACAAAAGCAGGAAACAAGUACAACAAGUACAACAGGUUGCUUCGAACAACCAGGGAAAAGAAGAGAUAGAAGCGCUUGUAGGGAAGGGAAAAGAAGAGAUUAUAUGCGCUGAGAAUUCAAAUACAACAGAAAAACCGGAAAAGCUUGGGAAAAGGAAGAACACGAAUGAAGAAACUUCUCAGACUGAGGAAUCGAACGAUAGUAUUCUCGUUGACAGUGUUUUGAAUGCUUCUUCCGAUUCGAUCCAGUUUGUCCAAGAGAUAGAAAAUGACGACGACGAUGAUUCUCUAUCUCAAAAUAACGAUUCUGUCAUCGAAGACAAUCAGCCAGUAAUUAAAAAGCGGAAAAAGAAAAUUAGUUCAAUGAUCAUGAAACUGCCUCGUAAUAGAUAUCGACUAUCCCUCCAUAAAGAAUUCAAGUUACAAAAGAAGAAAAGGAAAAUCCUCUAAAGAUGUAAUCGUUGCUGAAUGUUCCUUCCAUAGUUGAAAUUUUUUAUACUGGAUUUGCGAACCUGGUUUAUAUAUAGUAACAAAUUAAAGAAAGAAACAGAAAUAAUGUGUGAAUAUUUCUUUUUCUUCCUUUUUCAAUUUUCUUUUUAUCCGCGUGAUACCCUUUCAGUUAUUUUUACCGUCAUUUCCGAUAAGAUCAAUGUCUUUUUUAUCGCGACGGUGUCGCGGCACGAAAUCCAAAGCAUGCAUCACGUAACCGAUCCCACAGAGUUGUCCUUCAGGUCAAACCUGUUAGGAAAUUUCACAGCGAUACAAUGGAAAGAAAUAAACAGAGUAAUCAAUUUAAACGAGACCAUGAAAUUAUGUAUCAGAUUCUGUUAUUUUUCUUUGUCUUUAAUUUCACUCGAUUUCUCCUUUACUCGAUGUACAAGGGUUUUUUUUUCGUGAAAAAGAACAGUAGGUUAAAAAAUUAGUUACUAAAUACCACGUAUUCGUGCUCGCUCGUGCUCAAUUUAACGUCAUUAUUUCUCUCAUGAUCCAAGAGCACGAGAAAUCGUUCGUUCCGAAUAUGAAAUUCGCUCGAAUAAUCACCCUAAAUCUGAACCUCGAGGAUAUUGUUAAAACAUUCCUGAUAAUCCUUAUGAUGUACAUGAUGUUUCCUCAAUGAGCGAUGAAAAAUACGCCUUAGCCACGUACCACUCUUAUCUUGCCUUUCUUGGAACCAAAUGCAUUCCGUAUAAACGCUCUCCUGUGCCUUGUCGCGUUGACCUACAAGGUCUUUGAAUGCCGCCUGAUAACGAUCUCUUGAUAAACUGACCUCUUAUGAAUUCUGGUGAUAUUCGAUGAUAAUAUGGUCAUGGUAAUCGCGUUACAUAUAGCGUAACCGUACCGACUGCGUCAUUAAUUACGUAUAUGCAUGCUAAUGGCCUAAUCUGGCAUCUUUAUAAUUGCCUCUGAAAUGCAAAUACAUAUUACCUUGUACCGCGUGCAUGAUUGAUUUGAGUAAUAUAAACAUACUAAUAUUGUAAUAGUAACUAAUAUUGUAAUAAUGUAAGUAUAUGAACAAGUAAUAAUAUAAGUACAUGAAUAAGUAUAUAUACUAAUAUAAGUAUACUAAUAUUGUAAUAAUAUAAGUAUGCUAAUAACUAAUAUUGUAAUGUAAGUAUAUGAACAAGUAAUA
This is a messenger RNA of Heterotrigona itama, 2688 nucleotides long. Lineage: Eukaryota; Metazoa; Arthropoda; Insecta; Hymenoptera; Apidae. The record is from the annotation of a GenBank genome assembly.